UGACCUCAGCAAAAUGAUUCCCACUGAGUCAGGGGCCUUCAUUAUCAAGAAUGUUCUCCAUAACCCGCUGGCAGAGGAGAACAAGGCCACCCUGGUCCCUGUCGAACAAGCGGAGGGGCGUUUCCUCUUUGUGGCCUCAGAGGACGACCUCAACUGGGACAGCAAGGCUUACAUGGACAUGAUGGUGGAGAGACUGCAGCGUCAUGGGAAGGACAACUUUGAGAGCGUUUGUUACCCCGGAGCGGGGCAUUAUCUAGGGCCGCCUUAUGGACCCUACUGCCCCUCCAGUGUUCACUGGGUUGCACGCAGGCCGUUCCUGUUGGGGGGUGAGCCCAGUUCCCAUGCAGCAGCUGAAGUCCACCUGUGGAAGAAGAUCCAGGAGUUCUUCAGAACUCAGCUGAGCUGUGAUGCUACGCAGAUAAAAGCCAAACUAUAG
Molecule: messenger RNA, 436 nt
Organism: Anarrhichthys ocellatus (wolf-eel)
Lineage: Eukaryota; Metazoa; Chordata; Actinopteri; Perciformes; Anarhichadidae
Product: putative acyl-coenzyme A thioesterase 6
Exons: 1
Coding region: 14-436 (140 amino acids)
Biological process (GO): acyl-CoA metabolic process; fatty acid metabolic process
Molecular function (GO): fatty acyl-CoA hydrolase activity
Source: RefSeq, a predicted model, not a curated record